GAACAAGAGUGAGAAGCUCAGGCCAGGGAAGAAAGGCCCCAUAACGGAGAGCGGAGAGCAGGUAAGCGCCGCUAAGAAUGGAAGGACGGGACCCUGCGAAUCGUUCCCGCCGCUUUCGCUUUCCACCUUCCCCCCUUCCUGGUCCCCUCCAAACGAUCCAACUCUGGCCUCUGCUCCCCCCGUGCCCCUCCCCUCCCCCUCCCAGGCUGCUGCGGAGACACUGACCAAAACGAGCGAGCCAGCACCAAGCGGGCAGCAUUUCGCAUCGCCUUUCCAUAACCUCAACUCUCUUUCUCUCUGCCGCCUACCAUCAUUACUUUGCCUUGUUCACGCAACACCAACAACCUCCCAUCCCCUCCCCUCCUAGACGAUAUUGCAGCCUUUGCCAUCACACCCGGCAAUCUUCAAAUUGCACCCUCGGCGUCUCUAUUCUGCCAUCAAUAUCCAGCUUCAACCACGUCGUCCCGGCACUCCGAAUCGCUGGGUACGUCACUCUGGUGAGUUACUGCUGCUUCUACCCUUCUGCUUUCCCCUCCACCAUCAUUCAGCCAACCUACGUCACUUGUCACGCAAGGCCAACUGGACACACAAACAUCAUACAUCCCGCUGUUGAUAUCUGCUUGUUCCCGUAUCUUCGUCAAACCCUUUUCUUUGCGGGCUGCGCGCAGCACUUUUUGACCAUCUGGUUGCGGUACGACUCUCGCAGAGCACAUACCUACCUGCGCCAUCUUGAUAUUAGACGUCAGUCACAUAGCCACUAGCUGGCGCACUUGGUCGCCAUACCGCCUGCCGCUCAGAGACCAGCGUCUCUUCCUCUCUUGGCUCCUUUCGUCUUACCUAUGCGUCAAUCCUCCUCAGCUCGGACCCGACCCUCUGCCUAGCCCCCGGUCGGUCUCGGACCAUUCUGCCCCUCCAUGGGCCCGACGACCGUUCACUCCAACUUCUUCACCUAAUACUGACGAUACCUUUAUCAGACAUCCAUCUUCGCGACAAUCCUCCUCCGACGUCCAAAACGCAUCCAACGAAGACAGCUUCAUUGCGACCCCAUCGAACUCGAUUGACCCUGCGUGUGGACCGGUACCUCUGACGUCUUUUCGAGGUUCUUUAAACUGGCAGGAAGCAAGCGUCGCAGCCUCUCCAACCAGGGGAGUGGUCUGCUGACUAGAAUGUUCGGCGGCGGCUCUAACUCGGCUGCGUCUAAGGCGGAGAGCGACCCAAAAGAGGACCGCAAGUCGCCUUCGCCCGAAUCCGACAAGGGCACUUCAGCCUCCCUUAAGUCAAACGACCAGGCCGCCAGCGGCGACAAGCGGAGUGGAAACAGCAGUCCCCCCGGACGGCAGCAAGAUGGCGCUGCGGAUAAGAAGCGCCGUGCCAGCGGUGUUCAAAGUAAGGCCGCGGGCUUGCUGGCUCAUGCCAAGAACACCCUGAACUUUUCCCAGGUCGGCCGAUCCAACUCGGAUGUGAGCUCGCAGACCCCUCUCCAGAAGCUGGGCAAGCAGGAUCCUGCUCUCGCUGUGCCUCAGGGCCAGCACAACAACUCAGCCGGCGAUUCAGUUCCCGGCCCGCGUUCGACUUUCCGUGUCGGUGUCUGGGAAGAUAGGAACAAAAAGUGCCGCCGUACAAUGGAGGACACCCAUGCCUUCCUCUACAACUUUUUGCAUACCCCAGCCCCUGCCAUUGAUGGUAAAAAGAGCGACUCUGUAUCCGACGAGAAGGAUGCCUCCUCGCAAGAGAUGGUUGAAACGGACAAUGGAUACUUUGCCAUCUUUGAUGGUCACGCUGGCACCUUUGCUGCCGACUGGUGUGGCAAGAAGCUUCAUAUCAUACUGGAGGAAAUAAUUCGAAAGAAUCCCAACGGCCCCAUUCCCGAACUCCUCGAUCAAACGUUUACUUCUGUUGACGCACAGUUGGAGAAGCUCCCUCUUAAGAACAGUGGAUGCACAGCUGCCGUCGCCGUGCUGCGUUGGGAGGAACGGGUCCCGAGUGACCGCUCGGCAACCGGUUCUCAGGCUAUUGCGCCAGCUACUGCGGCAGCCACGAAGGCUGCUAAGCUGACUUCAGAAGAGACCGCAGACGACAAGGCGGCAUCAAGUGGUCCCGAGGCUACCCAUGCCAAACUGAAGAGUGCAGCAAGCCGCCAGCGCGUUCUCUACACGGCUAAUGUUGGCGAUGCCCGUAUUAUACUCUGCCGUGGCGGUAAAGCGCUUCGUCUUUCGUAUGACCACAAGGGCAGCGACGAGAAUGAAGGAAAACGGAUAGCGAACGCUGGCGGUUUGAUACUCAACAACCGCGUUAAUGGUGUUCUGGCCGUAACGAGAGCUCUGGGCGACACCUAUAUGAAGGAUCUUGUCACUGGGCACCCGUAUACUACCGAGACCGUCAUUCAGCCCGAGAGUGACGAGUUUAUGAUUAUUGCUUGCGAUGGUCUUUGGGAUGUCUGUUCCGAUCAAGAGGCUGUCGACCUUGUUCGCAACAUUGAGGACCCGGUUGAGGCAUCGAAGCUCCUCGUUGAUCAUGCGCUGAACCGCUUCAGCACGGACAACCUGUCCUGCAUGAUUGUUCGUCUCGACAAGGAAGCUUUGUUAGAGAGCCAGAACGACAAGGAGAACGCCAUUGGAAUUGAGCGACCUCCGCCCAAUCCAGCCAAGGUCAGCGAGUCCGAGAAGAUCAUUCGGGAGACGAAGCAGAAGAUUGCCGAGGGAGGUGCCCCGGCCAUUGGCGUCUCGGCAAGCAACAGUGGACGUGGGCAUGACCCCGCGUCAAUUGAUAAUGGCGACUUCAAGCCAACAACGCUGGAUGGGACCCUUGAAGAGGAGCCUGGACCGAUCGAUGAUGGCGAACCCCCGGAGGUUGCCCCUGACACGACUCCGGCUAUUCUUCCCGCUGAGGUCGAACAGACUGAUGCCGCAGCACCCAAGAAGAGUUCUUAGAAUUGGUUGAGAGGAGCAUUACUGAAUCGUGGAGUCUCGUUGCAGUGGAAUUUUGGGCAUUGGCUUCGGUAUCUGUUGAAGGGCAAUCAUGACCGAAGCAUGAGGUGUUACGGCAGCUGAUACACAACCCGGCAUUCCAAGAUGUUGUAUGGGAGAAUUCACUAUUGGCAAGCUGGUGCUAGAAUGGGGGUGCAAGUUGGCACAAGGCAAUGAGGCGGCCCAUUGAUGAAAAGGGGCACCUGUCGUAGGCUAUAUGUACACCUAGCUAUCACAUGGCUUUGACUCGCGAUUCUCAUUUUGUCUGCUGACUAUCUGUGAAACAUAUGGACUUGCACAUGUGUACCCAAGUGGAC
Molecule: messenger RNA, 3283 nt
Organism: Colletotrichum scovillei
Lineage: Eukaryota; Fungi; Ascomycota; Sordariomycetes; Glomerellales; Glomerellaceae
Product: protein phosphatase 2C
Exons: 2
Coding region: 1167-2930 (587 amino acids)
Biological process (GO): protein dephosphorylation
Molecular function (GO): protein serine/threonine phosphatase activity; cation binding
Source: RefSeq, a predicted model, not a curated record